This is a messenger RNA of Paramecium tetraurelia, 2229 nucleotides long. RefSeq lists its product as uncharacterized. The transcript has 6 exons. Gene Ontology annotation, molecular function: protein phosphatase binding; protein phosphatase regulator activity. The record is from RefSeq and is a predicted model, not a curated record. Lineage: Eukaryota; Ciliophora; Oligohymenophorea; Peniculida; Parameciidae.
AUGUUUUUCAACUUUAAUCGAUUCUUCGGAUUUUAGUAAAAACUAGAUAAUUUAUUAAAAAAUGAAGGCUUGACUAUUGAGACUAUUUUUAAUGAAGAUGAUAUAUUGUAGGAAUUAAAAGGAUCAAGCUCAGCAAAAUUCGCCGACUUCCUUAUUUAACAUCCGCAGGAAUACAAAAAAAUGAUAGGGUAUAUUGUAAAUGAAAUUAAUGAUGACUCUCUUGAUAAGACUUGUAGAACAAAAUACCCUUUCUAUUCCAGUGAGAUUUUGGGAUAAGAGAAUGAAAAACUCAUAAACUUUUUAUUUGAUAAGCCAGAGGAUGAUAUAUUUGAUGGAAUCAAUAAUCCAAUUGAAGAUGAUGAAACAUAGCAAGUAGGAACUUCGGAUAAGAAUAAUAAUAAUCAAAUUGAAGACUAAGAAACAUAACUAGAAGCAACGGCGAAAAAGAAUGAAAAAUUGAAAGAGAAUGAGGAGAUAAGGGCAAAUUUGUUAGAUUAUUUGUUACAACUACUUGAGGAUGACGCUUUGAAUGUUACAACAGCAGGUUAUUUGGCUAAGGCUUUAAAUACAAUAAUCCUAAAGAGGGGACUUUGUUUUUGGGAACAUUUGAAACACAAUCCACAGGUGAUUUCAAACUUGUUUAAACAUUGUUAUCUGAAACAUAUUGUAGACAUUAUUGAUAGAUUGAUUUCUUUGGAGGACAAUUAUGAAUAGCAUAAUGAAUAUAUGAUUGAUAGAUUGGCCUUAUUACAAAGAUUGGCAUAAAUAUUAAAAGCAAAAGAAUACUCAUAAGUGAUAGUUUAAAACAUAUGUGAAUUAUUUGAGGGAUAGUUUAGAAAAGCUGUAUAAUAGUAUGAAACUUAAACAUAAGAAUACAAAAAGAUGUUAUUACAAUUUGUAUAACAAAUUACUCCUUCAUAUUUUAUGUCGAUUGCUUUAUAAACAUAAUAAGCAGUCGCCUAUAAUGUAAUAAUAGCAUAGCUAGAAUUUUUAAAUAAACUGGCAUUCUAAAAUGAACAUCAGGAUUAAAUUGAAAAUACAGAAAAAGAAAGUCUUAAGAUUCCAGAUAUCGUUCCAUUGUUCUCACUCCUUAUCAAAGACUUUUCAAAAGCUUUAAAUUAAUAAGAUUAAUUUAAUAUUUCAUUUAAAUCUACAGUUGGUACUUGCAUUACACCUUUAGGGGAAUGUAAAUUAUCAUUAAUCUAACUGAUAAAUAAUUUAUUAAGUAAAUCAGAAUUACAAAACUACUAUUCCUAUAGCAUAUUUUAAUCAAUAAUCAAUCUUGUCAAAUAGCAUCCUUCAAAUAAUUAAUUGCAUCUAUUAUUCGAAAAAAUAGUAUUGGCCGUUUUUGCAUCAAAUAAUGAAUAACUUCAAAAAUCUAUGUUCUCAGAAACCAAUUUAAUCACAUUUAUUAUUGAGAAUAAUAACGAAGAAGCUCGAAAGAAUAAAUUUGGAUUUUAAGGAGUGUUGACACGCCUUUCAAAUUAUUUACAUUAGAAUGCAACCUAAUCUUAAUAAUUUCAAUUGAGUUUAUAAUAAGUGAAUGUUAAUUGGAGUCAAUAUAUGGAUGGUUUAAAUGAAGUUAAUAAAAAAGAACAGGAGUGGAUCUUAGGAGUAAAUCCAAAAUAAAAAUCAUUUUAAUUAUCUGAAGAAAUUUCAAGUCCAAAUAUAAUAAUGCCUGAACCUCUAGUUUAAUAUGCAUAUACAUAACCUUCAGGAUUCAGAAAAUGUGAAAGUUUUGAAAAUAGUGAUGAGGACAAUGAGGGUAAAAAUGAAGAAGAAAUCUAACACGAUUAAUAAGAACAAAAAAUUGAACCAGAACCAGAAACAGAAACAGGAACUGGUUAACAAUAAGAAGUGUCUAAUUAGAAUAAUAAUAACCAAAAGGAUCCAUUAGAUUUCGAUUCUAAUCCUGAUGUUUAAGAAGAAAUUAUCAAAACUUAAGAAUAAAAUAUACCUUAGGAUGAAGAGAAAACUGAAUAAAAUUAAUAAAUUGAAUAGGGCAAGGAAAAUGAAGGUAAAGACAAUUAAGAUGAUUAAUUUUAAAUCUAUCAAUUAGAGCAAAAAUAGUAUACUAAUGAAGAGGUAAUUCACACUCAGGAAGUGUAAGAAGAAGAUAAUCUAAAGCCAUAAGAAAGCAUUCCAGAACAAUAACAUAUACCAACAGAUGAUAAGGAGCCUAAUUAAGAAGAGUAAAUCAAAUAAGAAGAUAUUGGAUAAUAGGAAUGA